Molecule: messenger RNA, 1439 nt
Organism: Umbelopsis ramanniana AG
Lineage: Eukaryota; Fungi; Mucoromycota; Umbelopsidomycetes; Umbelopsidales; Umbelopsidaceae
Exons: 7
Coding region: 125-1303 (392 amino acids)
Source: RefSeq, a predicted model, not a curated record
AAAGGAAUUCUUCCUUUUUCCAAUUGUUCGAUGUAUAUGCGCUCUACUGCAACUAAAUUCCCUUCUUCACUGCAUAUUAUGUACAACCGGAAAAGCAAUCGAUCGAGCUCCAGCGUGAAUAGUAAUGCAAGUUCUACCGAUGACCCUGAGCGGUAAGUCUCGCCCACUUUCACCCUAUGACUACAUCGUCCCUAAUUAUGGAGGUAUAUCCAGUGAUUGUUACGGGUUCUCAAAGGUAUCCCCGUACAUUCCAAUUCACAAGGUACAGGAGUUCGAGGCUCGAUACCAGCCUAUGAUGAUGAACAGAUUAUACCAAUGGGAUCGACUAUUACUUGAUAAUGGUGGAGUAUGGCCCGAGCGAUCCACUAGACUCAGGCGAUUUUUUCGUAAGGGGGUUCCUCGCCAUUACCGAGCUGAGGCGUGGCUCCACUACAGUGGUGCCAAAGUGUUGAUGGAUAAGAACCCUCAAUUGUACCGAUCGCUAGUCAAGUCAGCAGAAAUGAUGGGAAGGCAUAAUGAAUACAUGAACAUCAUUGAGCAAGAUCUUCAUCGCACAUUUCCGGACAACGAGCAUUUUCGCUGCACUAAUCCAGAGACUCACCGCUACGCCUGCUAUUCCGUAGCAUGCAUGCCAAAGAUCCACGGUUUGCGUCGAGUUCUUCUCGCAUUGAGCAUAUAUACUCCUUCCAUUGGCUACUGCCAAUCCCUCAAUUUCAUCGCCGCACUGUUGUUACUAUGCACGGAAAACGAAGAGCAUACAUUCUGGAUCAUGGUGGCUACGACAUCGAACAUUCUUCCACCUUCUACUUAUGACGCCACCAUGGAAGAUGCCACUGUAGAUCAGUUAACGCUUCUAUGGCUGAUAUUUGACAGGUAUCCUGCUAUAUGGUCGAGGAUCAGCAACGAUGUUCCGUUUUGGGAAUUAGAACAAAAGGAGCGGCCACCACCAUCGGCUUUGGUUACCACGCACUGGUUUCUGACGCUAUUUUCCAACGUACUGCCUAUCGAGUCAGUGUUCCGUGUAUGGGAUACCUUUUUCUAUGAAGGGCAUACGGUGUUGUUCAGGAUGGCCCUUGCGCUGCUUGAAAUUAAUUCACCCGCGCUGCUGAACGCAGAAGACAGUAUGGAAGUGUUUCAAAUAAUGCAGAGUUUACCCAAGCAAGCCAUCGAUUGCAACCAUCUGCUUGAUACGGCGUUCGCGCGUAGGAAAAAUCCAUCAUACAUAACAGACGAAGAGAUCCAACACCGAGUUUAUGUGAUCCGUGAACGACGCAAGAGACGUGAUAGUGAAGUGAACAGAUAGGAACUGGUCUUUUUUUUUUUUUUGGUUGGUUGGUUCAUAAAUGCGGGUAGUUCCUUUUUGGAAUGUGCUACUUUUGCAAUAAAUACAUUGCGUUACAUACGAUACUUUGAAAAAGGAGAGAGAGAGAGAAAUUGUA